UAUUAUCCGUACGCCUCGUGUGCUGCGCGAAUUUUAAACAUUACCGUUUGUUUGUACUUUCGUUCGACACUAAAUUUAAGCAAAUAAUAAUAUUUCUUACUGAAAUCAAAUAAUUAGCGAUUUAAAUCGAUUUGUUUUUUUCGGAGAUUAUUAUAGUCAUAUAAUAUAGUAUUAUAAAAAAAUUAAAUUAACAUAUAAUAUAUAUUAAAUAAUAUAAUAUUUAUAUAAUUUAUAUAUAUAUAUAUAUAUCAUAUGUCUUAUAAUAUAUACUAAAUACUCUUAAAAGUGUACACGAUGUACGAAAAAUCCCACAUAGUGCUACUAGAGGAUUAAUACAGUUACAUAUACGUGUUAAAAGUGUAUCCAAUAUCAGCAUGCAUAUUCUAUAUGCGGCCGCUUUGUUUUUGAUGUUAACUUUGUGUUUAAUUGACAAUGCUUCUUCUAAUGUUUCAAUGGAGCCGAGCUCAACAAUUCAAAAUAUACAACCCAUGUCACAAAAAGAAAUGCCUGUACAAAGACCACUGUUUGAUGAUGUUUCACCUCAUAAUGUUACAGCUGUCGUUGGUCAAACUGCUAUCCUACACUGCAGAGUCAAACAUGUAUCCGACAGAACGGUUUCAUGGAUGCGAAAACGAGACUUGCACAUAUUGACAUCUAGCAUCCACACAUAUACUGGAGACGGACGUUUCAGUGUCGUGCAUCCAGAAAAUAGCGAACAAUGGGAUUUGAAGGUAGAAUUUGUGCAAAAAAGAGAUGCUGGCAUAUACGAGUGUCAGGUGAACACCGAACCUAAGAUCAAUUUAGCUGUGCAACUGAACGUCGAAGGUACGGCUCAAGCCAAUAUCCACGGUCCCCCAGAGGUGUUCGUGAAGAAGGGCAGCACCAUCAGCCUGACGUGUUCGGUGAACGUGCACUCGACGCCGCCCAGUUCGGUGGUGUGGUUGCACGGCACCAAGGUAGUGGAUUUCGACUCGCCUCGCGGUCGCGGCGGAAUCAGUCUGGAAACGGAGAAAACCGAGUCGGGUACCACCAGUCGGUUGCUGGUCACCAAAGCAGGACUAUCCGACACUGGAAACUACACGUGUCAGCCGAGUAACGCCAACACGGCCACGGUGUUCGUCCACGUGCUCAACGGUGAACACCCUGCCGCUAUGCAACAUGGUGAACACGGUGCAGGUUCCAAAUUAGUGGCGUGGUCUUGGACAUUAACCAUGGCUGCGUUUGCUUUAUCUUAUAGAUGAUGUUAAACAAAUUAAUAUCAUAUUGCUCAUACUCUCGUGAGAUGAAUAGAGCAGUCAAUUUUCCAAGGAAAAAACCUUAUAAUAAUAUGUUUAAUAUUAUUUUUUGUUAUAAACAUUUUCAUUUAUAUUUUGAUUUGUUUUCUGUUUUAAAUAUAAAUCUUAGCAUGAUUUUGUACAAUUUUACAACUUAUGGCAUUAAAUAUUUUGACCAUUGUAUUAUAAAAAAAUCAUCAGACACUAAAUAAUUAUAGUGACUGACUACUAAUUAUACUUAUUUUAUGUGUAAUAUUCAUUCAAUAUGUUAAUUAUUAUUUUUAACAUUCAGAAAAAUACAUAAAAUGUAAAACCACAGAAAUUGUUACUGUAACUGUACUCCGUUGGAUUUUAAAAUAACAACACUAAAUAUAAUACUAGAAAACAUAUUUAUAUAAAUGAUAUUAUGAUAUAGACUAAAAUGAACAUAAAAUUGUUUAAACAUGUAAAAUUCCAAAUACCAGUUUAGUUUUUUAACUUUUACACGUCAAUUCAAACUAUAAUAGUUAGCAGUCAAUUUUUAUUAGUCGCUGAUAUUCAAUACAGUUUAUAACAUUUAAAAUUUGAUCUUAUAAAUUAAGUUAUGUGUACCAUUUAUACAAGAAAAUACUUAUUAUGACUGGAGAUGAUUUUCAUUACAUAGUUACUUUUUGUUUUCACCUACAUCGUACAUUAUAAUAUUACAAUAUACAACAGAAAGUACCUCACAUAUAUUAGUAGGUGCCUUAGUGUUUUUAUGAACUAAAUUAUUCAAUGAUAAUUGUUGUUUAUUGUUCUACGCGUUCGAUUUUAUCAAAAUGUAUGGCUUACGGUAACACGCGAUAAAAGUUUGUAUGAUGUAAUUUUUGGUAAUAAUAUAUUUAAAAAUAGCUGUUCAUUAAUAUCAUACAAUAAUUACUAUUAAACUUAUUGAAUAUGAUCCUGUUAAGAUUUUUUUUCUAUUUUUCCAAAAGCUUCAGAAAUAAUAAAAUAUGUCUAUAUAUAACAAGAUAUAAAACUUAACAUAAAUUAUUCAUUUUAUUUUAAAAUAGUAUGAAACACCAUUUAUAUAAAAAAAAUUAUUUAGUGUUUAAGUGUAAUUAUAUAUAAUAUAUAUGAUACAUAUUUAAAUGUUUAUUUGUUGUAUGGUUUAACUUAAAAAUGGUGUGUUUUUAAUUACAUUUAAUUUUGAAUUGUAUCAUUACACAAUACGUAAUUCAUUUACCGAUAAAAAGAAAUUAAACAGAAAUUUAAAAACUAACGUAUAAAAUAAAAGUUGUAAUGCUCUUUUAAGGAUUUAAAAAUAUUUUAUUUAGACAUACUCAAUGUAAUGUACAAAUUAGUAUUGGUUUUUAAAUUUCAAUGUAUAAAAUAAUUUUUUUAAUUAAUGAUUUGUUUAUAAUAAACUAUAAAACUAACAAUAAAUGGUGUACGUAUUAAAUUCACAAUUUAUUCUUAGUUUCUAUACAUUUUUAAUUUGUUAUGUACAUAACGAAAGUUACGUUUAAAAAUAUAUAUCAGAAGUACGUAAGUACAUAAAAUAUGUAUGUAUAUGUUAUAGUAAAUUAUGUUAAAUGGAAAAUACCACUGAUCGCUGGUCAUUAACGUUACUGUCUAUUUACUUAAUACAUGAAUAAUUAUGGUUUUUGACAAGAUAUUAACACGAAUCCCAAAUAAUAUUAGUUGAAAUACUUAACAGGUAUUACCUAUUUAGUAUUUUAAAAUUUAAAACAACAUUAUUAUUAUUAUUAUUAUUAUUGUUGUACUUAAAUAUUAUAAUUCACCUAACUAUAUUUAAAAGAAAUAUUCUCGUUACAUUUCGUUUCACAAAUGUUCACAGUCAAGCCAAGUUCUAAGCUCAACGUUUAUUGUUGUAACUAAUCUUACAAUAGCAGCAUUUCACUCAAGAUUUCCGAAAGCUCGUAAUAUACUAUCGCCUAGGAGACAAUGACCAAUAUUUGAACAAAUAGACCAGUGCUUUCCAAACUUCUCACCUCACCCAGAUAAAUUUUUAAAAUAAACGUUUUUGGUUUUCAUGACAAAAUUAUUUUAAUUACAGUGGUUCUUAAUCAUUUGUUUCAAAAUAAGUAUACAUACUUUAAGUAUAUAAUGACAAAUUAAUUUAAGAUAUAAUCAUAAUACAUAAUAUAAUCAUAGCAAAUGUAACUAAAAUUGGUAUUAUCCUAAUAAGAUAAAUACACCUGAAGUUCCUUCGAAACUCACAUUCGAUAGGAUGUGUAUUGAUAACAACUAUUCCCCACUUUUAUAAUAUAAUGCCCUCAAUCGAGAUUGUAACUUCUAUCACCCCUGCCUUCAUGGUUAGUUCUAUCGCUCACUUUGAUUAACACUAAUAUAGAUUGACGGUUCACUUAAAGUUAACUCCUUCAAUCACAGACAAAUCAUAAUCAUUCACUGAAAAUUUAUGAAAAAUCACACUGUUUAUUCAAAUAACGUUAAUGACCGAUUACUUUAUCUUCUAGCAUUUACUAUAUCAAAACAACAUUACACAUUUAUAGAAUUGAAACCAUACUAUAGUGAAAAAUGUGAAGUUUAUCAGUUACCUUAGUGUUUAGAUAUCAUUUCUAACGUAAAAUAAUUGUAAAUAAGAAAAUUGUAAAUAAAACCAUUAUAAUUCUGUCA
Aphis gossypii (cotton aphid) is the source of this 3893-nucleotide messenger RNA. RefSeq names its product zwei Ig domain protein zig-8-like. The record is from RefSeq and is a predicted model, not a curated record. The transcript has 6 exons. Gene Ontology annotation, biological process: synapse organization. Gene Ontology annotation, cellular component: neuron projection membrane. The coding region runs from base 375 to 1241 and encodes 288 amino acids. Lineage: Eukaryota; Metazoa; Arthropoda; Insecta; Hemiptera; Aphididae.